AUGUCCAACACGCCGUCAGUGAGAAUACAAAUGCCGCCAACGAGGCAAUCACCUCGUUUGGUACUACGUCCGCCACGCUUAAACCUUUCCGGUGUGCAGAGUUCCGCUUCCAAUCAGUUGCAUCCGCCUUUGACCGGCCAUCCGCUGGCGACACAUCCACAAACUGGCCUACCGCUAACCGCACAAACAAAGGAGAGCGAACAAUGGCCAUUCUUCUCCGCAUCGGAUUUCGCACGCGGUUUCUCCGAUUUCGUGGACUUUACCAAGGCGGGCAUGAGUUUUGGCGAGAAGUUCACCUUCGGUUUAUAUGAAAAAGUGAGCAAAUGGUCGCGUAAAUGGUUUACACACAUAUUCCUAUUUAUUAUUAUGGUACUUUAUAGUGCUGGUGGUGCGCUGUUGUUUGCCUCCAUUGAAGGUCACAACGCGGAUAUGAUCCACCGGGACUUGACUUCUCAGCGGCGAGAUUUCCUGCGUGCAAUUGGCAAAUUGGCAAAUGAUCCAGAAAUUAAAUCUGAACAACUCAAAUUGGAGGGAAAAUUAGUGAAUGUCAUGCGAAACUACAAAGAUGCCAUCUCCUCAUUUCUGAAUAAUGAAAAAACUUUUGAGGAACUGGAAAAGGAAAAAAAUCCUUGGACAUUUUUGAAUUCGAUGUUCUUUUGUGGCACAAUAUACACAACGAUAGAGGAUUUGUAA
Molecule: messenger RNA, 693 nt
Organism: Ceratitis capitata (Mediterranean fruit fly)
Lineage: Eukaryota; Metazoa; Arthropoda; Insecta; Diptera; Tephritidae
Exons: 4
Coding region: 1-693 (230 amino acids)
Biological process (GO): potassium ion transmembrane transport; stabilization of membrane potential
Cellular component (GO): membrane
Molecular function (GO): potassium ion leak channel activity
Source: RefSeq, a predicted model, not a curated record